GGCAACUUUCACUAUUGCAUGGACAAUCUGGAGUGACUCAUUUUUCUUCAAAUCUUUAAUGUACCAAAAUACGAUGAUUGAAACCAAUGCAACUUUUUUGACGUGGAAUGCUUGGGGACUUCGGACUCCGCAAAGUACAAUGAAUGAAACAACUUCACAGAUUGCUUCAACGACAACCACAACAGGCACCACAACCGCAACGAUGAAUUUGGAAAGUACAACAAACACCAGCAUUUUGUCGCCCACAGCAGGGCCUACCAAUCCAGCCGUGCCAUCGACACUGACUACUUCAACACGGGUCACCGGCCUGCAAAAUGCGACGUCCACCACCAGUGUGCCCGGAUCAUCAGCAUCAUCGGUCACCAGCCAGAAUGCAAUGUCCACCACCAGACCCAGAUCAAUGUCAUUGAAACCAAACAUUGUUUGGAUUAUGGCAGAUGAUUUGGGAUGGGGUGAAGUGGGUUUAUAUCCCGCCAACUCUAAACACGGUCGCCUGCGCACUCCGUACUUGGAUCAGUUUGGGCGUGAAGGGGUGGCCUUCCGCCACGCGUAUGCGGGCUAUUGUGUGUGUGCACCCAGCAGGAUGAGUUUCUUCACGGGAAAACAUAGUGGUCGAUUUGUCGCCAUGGGACUGGAUGGCAUGUCCUUGAGGCCUGAGCAGAACGUCUCCACGUUCCCAGAGGUUCUUCAAUCAGCUGGCUAUGUCACCGCUGCAUUUGGGAAAACCUCGCCCUUGACCGCGCCCUUGCGUCAGGGUUUCCAGGUUUUUCUUGGACAGGUGUCGCAAGGACUUUGCCACAACAUGUAUCCCAGGCACAUUGAUCAAGGGAAGGGGCAAUUGAAUUUCGCGUUGUUCGGAAACUUUGCCAACAAAUCACGGGAGCUUUGCAUGGAAAAUCCCGAAAGAUACAAUUACACCAUUGACGCGUUCCAUGAUGCGGCCAUGGCAUGGUUAGAAGAAGUUUCAAAGGCUCCAGGCCCUCCUUUUUUUCUGUACAUGAGCUACACCAUUCCACAUGCUGGUGGCUGGGGGGAUUAUCCCAAGAUGCCGGAGUCGGGGCAGCCAGUGCCCUUGGACAUGGGCUAUACAGACAGAACCUGGCCCUCUGUCGAGCGAGAUCAUGCUGCAACUGUGAGCUACAUGGAUCUCAAGAUCGGUCAGUUGAUGAAACACUUGCAGACUUUGGGAAUUGAUGAAAAAACCAUCUGCUUCUUCGCGUCUGACAAUGGCGCACAUUUCGAAGCCGGACAUCGGAUGGGUUUCUUCGAUUCCACGGGUGGUUUGCCCGGCCACAAGGCGGGAAUGUUCGAGGGAAGCGUGCGCUCACCCAGCAUGGUUCGAUGGCCUGGGAAAAUUGCUCCUGGCCGCUGGUCCGAUUUCCCCUGGGCUUUUUGGGAUGUGUUCCCAACCUUGGCGUCCUUGGCAGGGGUGGAAGUGAAAUCCUACAACUUGGAUGGGGUCAACAUUCUGCCCCAGUUAUUAGGAGAUUUAGGAGACGACAAAGACGACAAUCAGAUUCAGCCUGAUCAGCCUGAUCUUUCGCGUUAUUUUUACUUCACUUGGGUGGGCGAUGGUGGCCGUUUCAUUCGCACCAAAGAUCCCUUCAUCAAGCGCAAUGGGCCCGGGUACACUGUGCGCCGGGGUCGCUGGAAGGGCAUGGUGCCGCAUUGCCGAGAUCAAGACCGGGUGAAGCCCAGUUUAAGGGACCGUAUGCGGCUGUUCGACUUGGUUGAAGACCCACUGGAAACCAAAGAUGUUUCAUCUUCGAAUCCUGAAAUUGUGCAGGAUUUGAAGAAGCUGGUAGUUUCCCAAAAUCUCAGCUGCAUCUGCUACCAGUGUUUCUGGCCCUUUCACAAGGCUCAUCAUGGCCGUGGCUUGCGAAAACAAAUGCUGUGCAGCUUGUAAGGUGGUGGACUUUCAACUGGAACUGAGAACUUUUUGCAGGCAG
Messenger RNA from Cladocopium goreaui, 1949 nucleotides. NCBI's taxonomy places the organism in Eukaryota, Dinophyceae, Suessiales, Symbiodiniaceae. The record is from the annotation of a GenBank genome assembly.